Caenorhabditis remanei is the source of this 501-nucleotide messenger RNA. RefSeq lists its product as uncharacterized. NCBI's taxonomy places the organism in Eukaryota, Metazoa, Nematoda, Chromadorea, Rhabditida, Rhabditidae. The record is from RefSeq and is a predicted model, not a curated record. The transcript has 2 exons. The coding region runs from base 1 to 501 and encodes 166 amino acids.
AUGGCGGCAGCGGUAUUGCAACGAAAAGGAUACGACAAUGUCGAGUUGAGUUUAAGUGAAGACGAUGAGCCGGUGAAGGAGAAGAAGAAGAAAAAGACGAAAGAAAAGAAGAGUAGUACAGAUAGUAAGAGUAAAGAAAGUAAGGAAACGAGUAAGGAAGAGGAUCCAGCAGUCGAGAAAAAGAGAUUGAUGACACAAAAAACGCAAUCGCUCACAGAAGAUGAGGUCAAAGAGAAAGAAGAAGUCAAGGAGAAAGAAGAGAAGAAAGAUGCAAAGUCGAAACCCGAGAAACAAGGAAAAGUAGAAAUGAGUAAGAAAUUGAAGAAGGAUGAAUCAGUGAAAGGAUCUGGAAGUAAUGCAGCGACACCGGCUGGAAGUACUCCAAUGGAUCAGAUGAAGAGUAAAAUCACUCCUGCUCCACAAGCCAAUCAAGCACCUGUGAAAGUGCCCGGAGAGAAAGAGAAACCACAAAAAACUACGGGAUGUUGUGUGAUUUCUUGA